Moneuplotes crassus is the source of this 2224-nucleotide messenger RNA. The record is from the annotation of a GenBank genome assembly. NCBI's taxonomy places the organism in Eukaryota, Ciliophora, Spirotrichea, Euplotida, Euplotidae.
AUAUGUUCUCCCUUCUCCGCGCUACAAAGGUUCAUUCUAAGCCAAAAUAUCUUAAAACGCUCUUCCAAAGGACCAGAAUUGCUGCCAGCCUUCGCCAGCAACACCUAUUUCCUCAAAAUAUCUCAAUUUGUAGAUAUUAUAGCACAAAUCUCAAGAAGAAAAUUAUUAAUCAAAGGAAAAGCGAAGGUGAUGACCUUAUGAGGCAAUUUCUAGCUAUGAAGCAGAAAAAUCAGUACUAUGAAAGCCUUAAUGCAGAUAAGGGUGUUGAUAAAGGCAGCCAAUACUCUGAGACGAGCCAGGAUGUUGAUGUCAUCAGAGGAGAUCCCAAUACGUUGAAUAUGAGCAAUAUGACUGAAGACCAACGCUCAGAGAUCGAUGAGCUACUUGAGCUUGAAAAUGAGGUCUCUGACCUUCUCAAAGGUGUCAAGAAGAAAGAAGCUACAGGUCAAUUCCUGUGCGAAGGCUGUGGAGUCGGCCUCCAGCACGAUAAUAAAGAUACUCUUGGCUUUGUGGAGAAAACUAAAUUUUAUAAAAAUGUCAAACACAAUUAUGAAAGAGAGCAAACUCUUGGGAAUAAGUUCUCACAGGGAGACAAACAAAAUAUUUAUGAAGAAAUCAAAGAGAAUUUCGGGGAUAAAAUCCCUCUCGAGUUGAAGAAAGCCUUGGAAAAGGAAAUUGAACUCCAACAGAACGAUGUGCUUGGCUCUAGUUCUGUAUCAGAGGUGUUCAAGGGCAAAGAAGUCAACGAGGGCGACAAUCAGUAUGUCCAGCAUAAUUUAGAAACAAUGCUUGAGUUGGAAGACUUGGAAUUACCUACUGAGAGCGAUCUUAGGAACACUAUGAAUAAGACUAAAAGGAGACCUCUGAUUUGUAAUAGAUGAAAUGCUCUAAGGUUUCAACAUAAGCUAUUAACGCCUCAGAAACACCAAAAGGACAUCAAGCUACUUUCCGACUUUGUUCUUGAUUUCGACCAUAAAGGGAUCAUGGACUACAUCAAGAAGCAUAUUCAUUACAGGGACAUUAUUAUAAAAAUUGUGGACAUUACAGACUUCCAAGGAACUAUAAUGCCUGAAAUAUUUGAGGUUGCAAGACACAACAAAAACCAUCUCAUUCUCGUUGUUAAUAAGGUGGAUUGCUUGCCAAAGCACGUCAGCUUUAUUCGGACCCAGAAAUGGAUCAGAAGCAUGAUCAAUCCGCUUACUGAGGACAUUAAACUCACUGUGUGUCAGACAAGUGCUAAAACUGGUUACGGACUUUCAAAAAUAGCUGAGAUUUUGGACAAGAUUAAGAAGAUCUAUGUGGUAGAUAGAGUUUACAGGAGAAAACCUAAAAUUUACGUAAUGGGCUGCACUAAUUCAGGCAAGAGUUCCUUCUUAAACCAGCUUAUUUCUUACACAACCAAGAACAAAGAAAAGCGCAGUAAAGGGAAAAGAGGAAAGACUCUGUACGACCGAGAAAAACAGUUUAAAGAGAGAGGGAUGAAUAAGGAUAACAGACUCAUGCAAGACCUUUUGACUGUAUCCCCAAUUCCUGGAACUACAAUGGACUUUAUAGAGGUAGCUGAUCUUAAGUAUGGGUUGAAGAUCUACGAUACCCCUGGAGUCCCCAAUCCUGGCCAAGUCAUUUCAAGGAUUGAGGAUUACCAAGAUGCAAUCCAAGCUCUGAAUAACCAGAAGAUCAUGUCCUUAUCUUACGAAGUCAAAAGUGGGUACUCAGUCUGGCUUGGCGCAUUGGCAAGAAUUGAUUUCUUAAGUGGAGAGAGAAAGAACUUCACGUUCUUUGUUUCACCACAUGUGACUAUUCAUAGGACUCCUUUUGACAAAGCUGAUUCUGUUUAUGAGAGUCAGGCUGGAUUAUUGCUAAGACCCACAUAUACAUCCGUACCUGAAGAAACUGAGUUUGUCAGUCAUGACAUUGAUCUAAAGCUAGAAUCUGGGUCUCAAGCAGGCUUCGAUAUUGCUAUUUCAGGUCUGGGUUGGGUAUCUCUGACUGGGAAGGGGUUUAUCCAGCUAAGGCUGAGAAUCCCAAAGGAAAUAAAGUUCUCUGUAAGACCUCCUCUCAUGCCAUUUGAAGUAAACGAGAGAGGACUCAGCAAGUAUACAGGGAAUACAGUCAAUGCGAACAGUAAGAAGAAUAUCAAAGGUAGAGAAAGGUUUUUACUAAGAAAGAAAAUGGAAGAAGAGGCUAUAUCUAAAAUUGCCCCAGCAAUUUAAGCAGUUAGAAA